Egretta garzetta (little egret) is the source of this 2663-nucleotide messenger RNA. RefSeq names its product MAU2 sister chromatid cohesion factor (gene MAU2). Gene Ontology annotation, biological process: mitotic sister chromatid cohesion; maintenance of mitotic sister chromatid cohesion. The transcript has 18 exons. The annotation marks the transcript as partial. The record is from RefSeq and is a predicted model, not a curated record. Lineage: Eukaryota; Metazoa; Chordata; Aves; Pelecaniformes; Ardeidae. Gene Ontology annotation, molecular function: double-stranded DNA binding; protein binding. Gene Ontology annotation, cellular component: SMC loading complex; chromatin.
UGCAGACUAACUUGCUGUCUUCUCUUGCAGUGGUUGAUAUCCCAGCAAAUUCCCCAGUUUGAAGAUGUUAAGUUUGAGGCAGCCAGCCUUCUGUCCGAGCUGUAUUGUCAGGAGAAUUCAGUGGAUACAGCAAAACCUCUGUUGCGCAAAGCCAUUCAGAUUUCACAGCAGACUCCGUACUGGCACUGUAGAUUGCUUUUUCAACUUGCACAACUACAUACACUUGAAAAAGACUUAGUAUCUGCGUGUGACCUUCUCGGAGUUGGAGCAGAGUAUGCUCGGGUGGUAGGGUCAGAGUACACCAGAGCACUGUUUCUGCUAAGCAAAGGGAUGCUCCUUCUCAUGGAACGAAAGCUGCAGGAGGUGCACCCUCUCCUUACCCUUUGCGGGCAGAUAGUUGAAAACUGGCAAGGAAACCCCAUCCAGAAGGAGUCGUUACGCGUGUUCUUCUUAGUCCUGCAGGUGACGCAUUACCUGGACGCGGGGCAGGUGAAAAGCGUGAAGCCGUGCCUGAAACAGCUUCAGCAGUGCAUCCAGACCAUCUCCACGCUGCACGAUGACGAAAUCCUGCCCAGCAACCCCGCUGAUCUCUUUCACUGGCUGCCCAAGGAACACAUGUGUGUGCUCGUCUACUUGGUGACAGUGAUGCAUUCCAUGCAAGCGGGGUACCUGGAGAAGGCUCAGAAGUACACAGACAAAGCACUCAUGCAGCUAGAGAAGCUAAAAAUGCUGGACUGCAGUCCUAUCUUGUCAUCUUUCCAAGUUAUUUUGUUGGAACAUAUUAUCAUGUGUCGGCUUGUCACGGGACACAAAGCCACCGCAUUGCAGGAGAUUUCACAAGUCUGUCAGCUCUGCCAGCAGUCUCCCAGACUGUUUUCUAAUCAUGCUGCCCAGCUGCACACGCUAUUAGGGCUCUACUGCAUUUCUGUUAAUUGCAUGGACAAUGCAGAAGCACAAUUCACGACAGCACUGAGGCUCACUACACAUCAAGAGCUGUGGGCAUUUAUUGUGACAAACUUAGCCAGCGUGUACAUCAGGGAAGGCAACCGGCAUCAAGAGCUUUACAGCUUAUUGGAAAGGAUAAAUCCAGACCAUAAUUUUCCUGUGAGCUCUCACUGUCUUCGAGCGGCGGCUUUCUACAUCCGCGGCCUGUUCUCCUUCUUCCAAGGAAGAUACAACGAGGCAAAACGAUUUUUGCGAGAGACACUGAAAAUGUCAAACGCGGAAGACUUGAAUCGAUUAACAGCGUGCUCCCUCGUCCUCCUGGGUCACAUAUUCUAUGUGUUAGGGAAUCACAGGGAAAGCAAUAAUAUGGUAGUGCCAGCCAUGCAGCUUGCAAGCAAGAUACCAGAUAUGUCUGUGCAGCUGUGGUCUUCAGCUCUCUUGAGAGGCCAGAGCAAAGCCUGUGGGAACGCCAUGGAUGCACACGAGGCAGCACAGAUGCAUCAGAACUUCUCCCAGCAGCUCCUCCAGGACCACAUUGAAGCGUGCAGUCUUCCAGAACACAACCUAAUCACGUGGACAGAUGGACCACCUCCUGUACAGUUCCAGGCACAGAACGGACCCACCACCAGCCUGGCCAGUCUCCUGUGAAACAGAAUAACUAUCGGGACAGUGUGUUUAAAAAAAAAAAAAAAAGAAAAAGAAAAAAAAAAAAGCCAAAAAAAGGACGAAAAAUUCAUGCAAAAUCUUUUCUUCAAAGAAAAGGCAGCAAAUUCCUCUUCUAGUGAGGGCCUUGUAGGAAACAGGUUGCAUAAAGACAAUGUACAUUUCAUAGACUUGCAAAGUGAGAAGGGCAUUUAAAGCUGCUUUUACAUAACGUGUGUGAAUAUACAGCUAGUGUGUAUAUACCUGCUGGUUUUAAUCUGCUUUCCUCUUGCUGAGAAUUAAGGUUUAGUCCAAAGGACACUUGUUCCUUAAAUUGUUAGAUACCUACUUUUUAAAAACUGUCACAGGAAAUGAAGAGGACUCGCACAGUUUUGAACACCAGUUGUAUUCUGAAUACCUAAACCUUCCCUGCAGGACGAUGCGUGCCAGUUCUAAUGUGCUCUGCACCCUUCCGUUCCGGGGAAUAAUUGGAUUAAAUAAUGAUUGAUUGUAGGGUGCCCUAAAGUUCUAAAUCUAGUUUCUGAGAUAAUAUUCUUUCCCUCUUGUUGUCUGCAAGCCCUUGCCAGUGCUGUUGGUGGCCUUGCAGCGAAGGUAAGGAUGCGAGUGGCGAGACCAGAGUUCUGACGGGCAGGGUGUUUGCAGCCGGGGGCGUGCUGGCAUCCUCGGGGUGGCCUCCAGGCCGAGUGGCGUCCUCAGAGGAGCAGGUUCCACCUCCUGCAUUCACGAGCACGUGACAACGUGCCACCGCGUCGUCCCCAUGAGGGUCUUCCUCCCAUCUCCCUGCACUGCUGUCCCAUCCCGCACAGGCUAGGGCAGAACCACAGCUCUCUCCAUCUCUGCUACUUUCUCGUCAUUUGUUCGGAAGGAGGAAGGUUCUUGUCCUGCUGCCCGGUCCCUGCGUGGGCCGAGCAACUGGGAAACAGCGCUUUGCAUCUUUGCUGCAGCCUCACCAAAGGAAGGCAGCAUCUGUGCCUUAAUGAUUUUUACAAGUGGUUGAAGCCAGAGUUAAAGUUAAGUGGUUAAACCCCAGAUCCAAUACAAGCCAGAGGCCUGGG